Messenger RNA from Triticum aestivum (bread wheat), 650 nucleotides. RefSeq names its product eukaryotic initiation factor 4A-III homolog B-like. The record is from RefSeq and is a predicted model, not a curated record. The transcript has 2 exons. NCBI's taxonomy places the organism in Eukaryota, Viridiplantae, Streptophyta, Magnoliopsida, Poales, Poaceae. Bases 232 to 498 code for a protein of 88 amino acids.
CCAAACGGCGGCGAUGACGGAGGGAGCAGCUCACGCUGGCCAGGCUCCCGACCGAACGCGUCGAGUCAUCUCUCCUCGGGGCCAACCCCUCCUAUUCAUCGCAUCUCUCCCUGACUCCGUCUCCUCCACGAGAUGUAGCACCACCCCACGCCAUGGACGCCCUUGCCGGCUGCAUCUCUCCAUGCGCCGCCACUCCUAUGACACCGCCGCCCGGCAGUCUCCACCAGCACCAUGACGGGCGUGGCCUCUGCACGCGCCGUCACCUCCCCUCCAGAUCCGGCCGUCGUCGAGGGCAUAUCCAUCCAGCAGUGCGCCGUCACCUCCCCUCCAGAUCCAGCCGUCGUCAAUGGCGUAUCCAUCCAGCAGCACGCCGUCAUCCCAAUCAUCACCGUCCACGGCGUCAUCGCCCAGGCCCAGUCAGGGGCCGGCAAGACCUCCAUGAUCUCCCUCUUCGUCUGCCAGGUCAUUGAGACCAACGUCCACGAUUCAGUGUGGUAAUCUACAGCAAUCAAGUUAACAAAUCUGAAGCAUUUUAGCAAGGCAACGGUGCAAGUGCUCUUUUGGUGGAAGAUGAAGCUUUUGUUGGGCUUGUGAUGUUUUUCUGAAGAAGACUGACGAUGAACUCAAAAGACAGAUAUAGUACUAAAUGA